Molecule: messenger RNA, 827 nt
Organism: Myxozyma melibiosi
Lineage: Eukaryota; Fungi; Ascomycota; Lipomycetes; Lipomycetales; Lipomycetaceae
Product: putative BAP31 domain protein
Exons: 4
Coding region: 103-729 (208 amino acids)
Biological process (GO): endoplasmic reticulum to Golgi vesicle-mediated transport; intracellular protein transport
Cellular component (GO): endoplasmic reticulum membrane; endoplasmic reticulum
Source: RefSeq, a predicted model, not a curated record
CGAGGCCAAAAGCACACGCGGCGCUAUAAAACUGUCCUCCUCCCUCAGUUCUUGAACAGUCUCUUCACCAUCCCAUUCAUCCAUCUACAGUUCUUAGCCAAAAUGACUCUCUACUACUCUCUUGUCUUUGUUCUUCUCAUCACCGAGAUGAUCGCGUUCUUCGUGCUCGUCACGCCGCUGCCGUUCAACCUCCGUCGCCGCAUGUUUGCCUUCAUCUCCCAGUCAAACAUAAUCGAAAAGACCUCUUACACUCUCAAGAUCGUCUUUGCUUUCAUUCUCAUCCUCUUCAUCGACUCCGUCAACAGAGUCUACCGCGUCCAGACCGAUGUCUCCGGCAGCUCUGACGUCUCCAAAUUGCUCUCCCAGGGCUCCGAUAGAUCUGAGAUCCAGGCUCGCAAGUUUUACUCUCAGCGCAACAUGUAUCUCUGUGGCUUCACUCUCUUCCUUUCGCUCAUCCUCAACCGUACCUACGUCCUCGUCGUCGAUCUCCUCUCCGCGCAAGACAAAAUCGCCCUUCUCACCCGCGACUCCCACGAGGGCACCACCGCCGUCGCCGAAGUGUCUGCCAAGGAUGCGGAAAUCGCCGAGCUCAAGAAGCAGCUCGGAUCAAAGACCACCGAUCUCGAGACCUUGAAGAAGCAGGCCGAGGGUCUGAAUAAGGAGUAUCAGUCGCUGGGCGAUAAGGUCAACGCCAGUGCUGCUGCGCCGGGAACUAAGAAGGAUAACUAAAAUUUUAAAUAAAUAUACCUGAAACAUAAUUGGUUUCACAUCAUUUUAAGUCGAGAGGGCAAUUGCUUAAAUCAGGAUUCAUUGUAUUAGAUUUUUAU